GCCCUAAACUUCGCUGGGGGUUGGAGAAGUUGUUCUUGAAGCCAUCAGCCUAAAGUGAGGUAGACAGGCGAGCUGUGCCACCUUCCACCUGUCUACGUACAUUUAACCCCUGAGUCCCGCUGCUCACCUCGCUCAUCUGUGACAACCACUCAGUGCUAUAGGUUGAGGUUUCAUCUGUCAGAAUGGAGGAUUCGUCAGAGCAGUCCCACUGGGUGUCUCCAGCUCUGCUCAGCUCAGAUCCUCUGGCUGGUUUCUCCACUGAGCCCGGCCUUCUUCCUCCAGGAGAAGAAGGAGAGGCCUUUUUCUCAAGCCAGGACACAGACUACACCAGCCUGCCCCCUUUCUUCUCCAACCCAAGCUACAGCCGAGCGCCACCCACCUACAGACACAGCUCGGUUCGACAGGUGUUCACCUCACCGAGCCUCCUCAGCAACCUCCAGCUGCUAGACGGGCCAGGCAGCCACUCCCUGAGCUCACCCUACAACCCCCCGGCCUCCACCUGGAGCAGCAGCCCCCUCAACAAGACCCCGCUGCACUCACACACCCCGACCUCCCUCUACACCCCCUGCGUCACUUCCUCCUUCACCACCUCCAGAGACGGAUACUUUUCUCCGAGCAGAGAGGGCAGGGAGAGCCCCCGGCUUCAGGAGGCCCUGAAGGCCGAGCGCCUGAGCCCGUUGGGGGGGUCGGGGGCCAGCAGCAGUUUUCUGAAUCUGACUCCUGCUGCUGGGAGUGUGUACACUCCGUCAUCCCACUCCCACCCACACAUGCUGAGCCCCUACAGCUCGUACAUGACAGGUCCACAAGAGUACAACUCUGGUGCCCUGUACUCCAGCCCUGGAGCAUGGAUCAGCCCCUCAUACUCCCCUAAACUUCGCAAUAAGAUGAGAAUAUCCACUCCAGAGGCCAGAGAGUGUGUUAACUGCGGAGCCACAGCUACCCCUCUGUGGCGUCGGGAUGGUACAGGCCACUACCUGUGUAACGCCUGUGGACUGUACCACAAGAUGAACGGCCAAAACAGACCACUAAUCCGACCCAAGAAGAGACUGAUUGUCAGCAAGCGGGCAGGUACGCUGUGUGCCAACUGUCACACAAGCACAACAACACUGUGGAGACGCAACGCCAACGGAGAGCCUGUGUGUAAUGCGUGUGGUCUCUACUUUAAACUGCACAAUGUCAACCGGCCCCUCGCCAUGAAGAAGGAAGGCAUUCAAACGCGCAACAGAAAAGUGUCCAACAAGAACAAGAAGAGCAAGAAGGCCGCCAUGUUUGAGUCGUACUCGGAUGUGACUCAGCAUCCAUCCGGGGACGACAAUUGCGGGUCAUUUUCCCUCGGCCCCGGGACUCUCCUCACCUACAGCAACACACCGCACCUGCAUCCCUCCGCCUCCUUACAAUACACACACCACCUCAACAAUGGCAUGAUGCCCACACUGGUGUGAAAUAACAAUAAAAGGACACCUGAAAGCUGGGUAUAUUCAGGAAUCAGUACGCUUGCUUGCCAGUUAUUUGUGUGAAUUUGUACAUAUGUGUUUCUACGCUGGACGACUGGAGUUUUCUGUUCAUUGUCACUGUAUUUUAGAAGAUAUUAUCUCGAUCAAGUAUGAUUGCAGUCAGAUAAAAUCACUCUAUUGAGGUUGCUGCACAUGUAAACACAAUGAUAAGGGACUUUUUUUUCAGCUGUAAAUACAAACACAAAUUGGAUUUGACUGCCCAAGUCAUAAUCCCUUGUCUAUUAUUAGUAAUGUGAAAUCAUACUUGGGUUUUGUGUUACACAAGUCUCUUUUGUAUUUGCAAAAUUGAUAUAUUGAAAUAAUAAAAUGUGUGACUUAUUCUG
Messenger RNA from Perca fluviatilis (European perch), 1837 nucleotides. RefSeq names its product GATA binding protein 1a (gene gata1a). The coding region runs from base 183 to 1442 and encodes 419 amino acids. Gene Ontology annotation, cellular component: nucleus. NCBI's taxonomy places the organism in Eukaryota, Metazoa, Chordata, Actinopteri, Perciformes, Percidae. The transcript is spliced from 6 exons. Gene Ontology annotation, molecular function: DNA-binding transcription factor activity, RNA polymerase II-specific; RNA polymerase II cis-regulatory region sequence-specific DNA binding; zinc ion binding. Gene Ontology annotation, biological process: positive regulation of transcription by RNA polymerase II; negative regulation of transcription by RNA polymerase II; cell fate commitment. The record is from RefSeq and is a predicted model, not a curated record.